CGGAGGCAGUAUGCUGAACGACGUCAACAUCUCGGCGAUAUUGGACUCGUUCUCCGUCAAUUACGAUAAAAGAGUAAGGCCGAACUACGGAGGUCCUCCUGUCGAGGUGGGCGUCACCAUGUACGUCUUGAGUAUCAGCUCGCUAUCCGAAGUGAAAAUGGACUUCACGCUGGAUUUUUACUUCCGGCAAUUCUGGACGGACCCGCGGCUCGCGUUCAAGAAACGGAAGGACGUCGAGACGCUGAGCGUCGGCUCGGAGUUCAUCAAGAACAUCUGGGUACCCGACACGUUCUUCGUCAACGAGAAGCAGUCGUACUUUCACAUCGCUACCACCAGCAACGAGUUCAUUCGUAUUCAUUACUCGGGAAGCAUCACACGUAGUAUACGUUUAACGAUCACGGCAUCGUGUCCGAUGAAUCUGCAAUACUUUCCGAUGGACCGACAGCUCUGCCAUAUCGAGAUCGAGAGCUUCGGAUACACGAUGAGGGACAUCCGGUACAAGUGGAACGAGGGCCCGAACAGCGUCGGUGUCAGCAACGAGGUCUCCCUGCCUCAGUUCAAGGUCCUUGGUCAUCGUCAACGAGCCAUGGAGAUUAGUCUAACUACCGGAAAUUAUUCGCGGCUGGCCUGCGAGAUCCAGUUCGUACGGUCGAUGGGCUACUACCUGAUUCAAAUCUACAUUCCCUCGGGCUUGAUCGUCAUUAUCUCGUGGGUGAGCUUUUGGCUGAACCGUAACGCGACCCCCGCUCGGGUGGCCCUCGGAGUAACCACUGUGCUCACCAUGACCACCCUAAUGUCGUCGACGAACGCGGCGUUACCGAAAAUCUCCUACGUCAAGUCCAUCGAUGUUUACCUGGGCACGUGUUUCGUCAUGGUGUUUGCCUCGUUGCUCGAAUACGCGACGGUGGGCUACAUGGCAAAGAGGAUUCAAAUGAGGAAGAACCGGUUCCAAAAAAUCGCAGAGAGUAUGAAGACGGCGAGGGAGAAUCCAGGACCGCCCGGAGUACCAGGUGAUCACGGUGAUCACGCGCCUAAGCAAACUGAGGUGCGGUUCAAGGUGCACGACCCGAAAGCACACAGCAAAGGAGGAACGCUCGAAAACACUAUAAAUGGACGAGCCGACGAGGAGGCAGCGCCCGCGCCGCAACAUCUCAUUCAUCCUGGCAAGGAUAUCAGCAAGCUUUACGGUAUGACGCCAUCGGAUAUCGAUAAAUAUUCCCGCAUCGUGUUUCCGGUAUGCUUCGUCUGUUUCAACCUGAUGUAUUGGAUCAUCUAUCUGCACAUCAGCGACGUCGUGGCGGACGAUCUGGUGCUUCUCGAGGAGGCGAAAUAAACGAAGAGAAUCCGACGAUCGCGCGUGUACGGCGAACGAAACGUGCGGUUAAAGACAGAUACGAAAGUAUUGGAAACAAGGGGUGGGCCACGGGGUGAGACCUGUUCGCAGAAGGGACUAAGAGAUUGAUCCACGAAACUGAGAAUCAAUGUCCCACCGGAGUGCGACGGACUAAAAUAACGCUGUGAUUACUUCGAUACGAAGGGAGAUAGAGAUAAACUGUACAAGCUGAACCGAUAUAUAGGCACACGAAGAAGAGCAAGAAAGAUCGUAGCGAGAACGAUCGAAGAUGAAGGUCUCUCGGUUGGCGACCGCUAAUGGCUGACCUAACCGUGAACGCUGUUUCGAUACCAGAUGGAAAGUGUCAGACCAAAGACGUCGUCGAAGGGGUAUACGAAGGAAGAAGCCAGGCCUCUGUGCCUCGUCGAGUAGCGGCAGUAGAGACAGUCGCUGGUCAGACACGACGGACGACUAAAAUGCGCUGUGACUACUACUUCGCGACAUUCCAAAUCGUUGCACGCCGAUUUCCAUCGCUCAAUCUCGUCCCCGGGUUUGAUCGCGACGACGACGCGAGCGUAUAUUUAUCCACGAUACGCGCGAGAGAUGGAAAGUGGAGAAAAGCGAGAGAACGCUGGCAGGAAUGGAGAAAAGGAAAAGAGAGAAAGAACGAAAAACGGAUGAGAACAAACGGAUGGAAAGAAAUUCGAACUAACUGCGAAUCCACGAGCGUGCAUACCUUAAACAUUGCCAGUCUAGGUACCUAGAUCUUUAAAAGGGAAGAAGAGAAUACCUUCGAUAUAAACACUUGUCAAUUUA
Messenger RNA from Eufriesea mexicana, 2149 nucleotides. It is a transcript of the gene Rdl, whose product is annotated as Resistant to dieldrin. Gene Ontology annotation, cellular component: membrane. NCBI's taxonomy places the organism in Eukaryota, Metazoa, Arthropoda, Insecta, Hymenoptera, Apidae. Gene Ontology annotation, molecular function: extracellular ligand-gated monoatomic ion channel activity; GABA-A receptor activity. The record is from RefSeq and is a predicted model, not a curated record. The transcript is spliced from 9 exons. Gene Ontology annotation, biological process: monoatomic ion transmembrane transport. Bases 11 to 1333 code for a protein of 440 amino acids.